GAGUCGGCUCCAUCAGAAGAGACCGGCCAGGGAACAGGAAGCUGCUUUCUCUUCCUACCAAAGCGUAGAAAUACGCAAUUUGCUGUGUCAUGGGGAGCGGAGGCCUCGCUGGGAGCUUCAGGCUGCUGACAUGACAUCAGAUUUCUACGGCCGCCCCACCCCUCCCCGUGUUGUCCCCUCCGGCUCCUGGGGCUGAGAGCGAUAUGAAGCGUCGCCAUGGGUUUAAUGGAAUUCUACCUGGAGAUUGACCCGGUCACCUUGAACCUCAUCAUCCUGGUGGCCAGCUAUGUCAUCCUGCUCCUGGUGUUCCUCAUCUCCUGCAUCCUGUACGACUGCCGGGGCAAAGACCCCACCAAGGAGUACGCGCCAGACAGCUCUACCGCCGCCGCAGCGCCUCCACCUGCUCCUCCGGCAGCCGGUCAGUCGCCCAUCCACUUGGUGGUCAUGCAAAACUCCCCCGCCGCCUCCACCCGCAAUGAGGCCGGCCGAGGCGAGCCGCCGACGCCGGACCUGAGCCGGGAGAGAGAGAAGAGGACGACCCUGGUCUGAGGAAGAGGAGGAGGAAGGGACACUUUGUUCUGUUUUUUUUUAAUUUGUUUAUACUUUUUAAAACAUCUGGGUGUUUGGAGGCUGCUGAGUUGGACAGCGGAAGGGAGUCGGACACAAAGUACUCUGAGAAGCCCUUUGACUUCCUGCUGCCACCUUCAGCCUGAAGCAGAAGCUGCUGGGGACUACCGACGGAUCCAUUGACUCAUCCAUUGAUUGAUUAAUCCAAUGAUUGAUUCAUUGAUGUGUGUCUAACUGAGACUCAGAUGAUGGUUUAAUGUUAAAUGUCAGUCGGUUACUUGUGAUUUGAUGAACUGCAAAUUUGUCAGAGAACAUAAAAUGAGUUUACGUUUUAUUUUGUGAAUUUGUCACCCAUAAAAGGCCAUGUGGGCGGAGCAGAAAGUGUUCAGCUGGUUAGUUCAUCUGGACGUUUGUGGAUGUGAGGACGCAACGUUUUGAUUUUGGCAUCAGUCCUCCUUCUUCUCUCUGUUCACUGAUUCCAAAUAACAUUUGUUCUGUGCUGCAAAAAAUGGCAACUAAUCCCCCCCCCCCCCCUGCUGAAAUGACCAAAAUCCUCCCCGGACCGAAAAAAGGCCCUGGCCUACCACGUCAUCCCCCCAUCGCCUCGUCCCAUUGGCUGUGGACAGAUGAUCCAGCCCUGAGUCUUUGGGGGACUCGUGCCACAGAGGCAAAUCCUCUUAUGUAACCCCCCCCCCGAACACCCCCCAGCACCCGGCCCACCAAUGGCUGCUCUCCAUCCAUCAAAUGAGUUGCACAAUUAUCCGCCUUCACCCCCCGGCCUCCAUAUUCCAUGUUUGUGGAUUAUAUCCACUGAGUAUUUGAGUAUUAGGAGGGCGUAUUAUGGUUUGUCUUUGGCCUGUGUUGUUUUUUUGUCCGUAGAGGAGGGGGGUGUUGGUGCGGGGGGGUUGUUACAUAAGCCUCAAGUUGUCAACAGGCUGGGAUUUCGAGUUUUCACCCGGCGGCUCAUCCGAGGCCUACAUGGCUCUCAGGGCCCUGGGGGGGGGUCGUCCGUGACGUCAGACGUAAUCGUCAGACUCCUCCUGCUUUCAGGCUUCAUCCUCUCACUUGAGUCCACUUAAACACAGAUUCAGUGUUGUGGUGGUAAACUAUAAAUGAGACAAAGAGAUGAAACACAGCGGUUUCUGCUUCAAAUGUUUCUUUGGUCUCUUCUGUAGUCUUGUGUUUUCAUUAAAUGGUCAACGAUGAGAGACAGAAAACUCACAAACAAUUAACAACGCGUAGCCUGACACCAAGGAGAACGCCAAUCGGGUCCAAUUUGUUUCCAAUUUUCAUAUUAUUAUUAGUUAUUUCAUCAUAUUUCUCGUGUUUCUUGCCAUUAACUUACAACAAGACGUAAACUAGUGGAAAGUCGUGAAUUCUCAGUCUGACGUUGUACUUCCAUAAACUACAUGAAGCAGAAAUAGAUAAUAAUAAUAAUAGAGAAGAAAUAACAAUUAACUUGAGAAAUCUGUGAAGAAAAAUGAUUUAGUUCCUGACAUGAUUAGAGGUUUUAAUGGUCAUUAACUAUCCUAAAGACUCACUUAAAACCUGUGAGGGAACAGGAAAUACCACUAAAAACGCAUUUCAUAAAUCACUUCUUUGAAGAAGAAUCUUUGAGGUGAAACAUGAACUUUAUCAGGAUUAUUCAGGAAAUCUGCUCUCUCACUUUUAGAAAUAAUGGUUUCACUAAAACAGGAGCGUGUGAUUCUUCUGCUUCUCGUCUUCGAGGAGAAGGAGAAAAUAUCAGUUUUAAAGGGUUAUUCAGCCUUUUAGUGAUUCUUUGGAAGAUAAAUAAUCUGUAAAGGAUGGACAUUCUGUUGUACUUUGUUUUAUUAACAAACCAUUUUUUACUUCAUUUUCCAACAAAUAAAAGUAGCAAAAAGACAACCAA
Molecule: messenger RNA, 2458 nt
Organism: Pungitius pungitius (ninespine stickleback)
Lineage: Eukaryota; Metazoa; Chordata; Actinopteri; Perciformes; Gasterosteidae
Gene: smim36
Product: small integral membrane protein 36
Exons: 3
Coding region: 217-549 (110 amino acids)
Source: RefSeq, a predicted model, not a curated record